AUGGCGAACGAACAGAUCUCCCUGCCGUAUCUGAUCGUGAUACUGUUGCUCACGGCGUUUGUGAUACGUUUCCUCUUCUUCUCGCCGUCCCCGCCCCCCUCGGCCUCGGUGUCCCGGCAGAGCACGCAGUCGGUCCUGCGCACGCGCGAGGCGGCGGUUGAGAGGAUACAGCAGAUGUUCCCUCAGGUGGACCGGAGAACGAUUCUUUGGGACCUGCAGAGAAAUGGUGGCAACAUCCAGGCUACGUCUGAGAGGAUCUUGGCGGGACGCAUGGAGCAGCCCCCUGUCACGUUCCAACCCCCUCCGCCGCCGGGAACCAGCCCGGCGGCGGCCAGCGCCGCGACCGCAGCGGCAUCCAAGGCGGCCGAGAAGCCUACGCAGCCGGAUCUGAUUACGAGAUAUAAGCUGCAGAGCAAGAUCGCACAACAGCAAGCGGCGGAGGCGGCGACCGAGGCGGAAAAGGAGAAGAGCAGCAAGGGUUGGAGCUCGAACCGCGACGAGAGGCAGACGCUGCUGCAGAAGAGGAGGGACGAGAUGAUUCUUGCGGCGCGGAGGAAGAUGGAGGCCAAGAUUGCCGCGGAGAAGGCCUCGAGCUAG
Colletotrichum karsti is the source of this 597-nucleotide messenger RNA. Its product is annotated as cue domain containing protein. The transcript is spliced from 2 exons. Lineage: Eukaryota; Fungi; Ascomycota; Sordariomycetes; Glomerellales; Glomerellaceae. The coding region runs from base 1 to 597 and encodes 198 amino acids. The record is from RefSeq and is a predicted model, not a curated record. Gene Ontology annotation, molecular function: ubiquitin binding.